Messenger RNA from Megalobrama amblycephala (Wuchang bream), 776 nucleotides. It is a transcript of the gene cxcl19, whose product is annotated as chemokine (C-X-C motif) ligand 19. NCBI's taxonomy places the organism in Eukaryota, Metazoa, Chordata, Actinopteri, Cypriniformes, Xenocyprididae. The record is from RefSeq and is a predicted model, not a curated record. The coding region runs from base 106 to 405 and encodes 99 amino acids. Gene Ontology annotation, biological process: chemokine-mediated signaling pathway; cellular response to lipopolysaccharide; neutrophil chemotaxis. The transcript is spliced from 3 exons. Gene Ontology annotation, molecular function: CXCR chemokine receptor binding; chemokine activity. Gene Ontology annotation, cellular component: extracellular region.
UCACAAGGCCUCUAAAAGCAUAAUAUAUAAGGCCGUACAGCAGUCCAAAUAACGGCAUCUGAUCUUGAGUGUUUUCAGAAAUCAACAGCAGAAGCUUCACCCAUCAUGAACGUCUUCCUGAUGUUAACCGUUAUUGUAGCCAGCAUCGUUCUGUCCGGUGCUGUGCAGCCUCUCAGCGCAGGUUACAACACCCGCUGCAUGUGUCUGAAACUGGAGUCCAGGAUCAUUCCACAUGACAACCUGCGGCGAGUGGAGAUCCUGCCUAGAGGCCCUCACUGCAAGACAACUGAGGUUAUUGCUGGUUUAUCAAGUGGAGAAAGGAUCUGUCUAAACCCCAGGACACCAUGGGUUAAAAAACUCAUUCUCUUCAUUGAGAAAAAAGAGCGAGCGGCCAAGAAAGGCUAGAAGACAUGGUGUGACUAAUAUUGCUUUCAUUCUCACUACUCAAAAGACACCUUAGUUUUGGAACAGAGGACCUAAAUUCUAGUUUUUGCUUCUUGAAAAAUAAGAUUUUUGUAUUCCUGUAUUCUGAGCCUCUCAUUUUGAUUGAUAUUUGUUUGUCCUGUUUAAUGAUUUCAGGACACCAUGAACCAAAUGAUGUGCUACACUACAGAUAUACAUCUGUUACACCGAUCGAUUCAUUGUUUUCAUUGUAUACAGAUACAAUCACAGUUUUCAGUGUUGUUUGUUGUUGCUGUUUUACUGCAGAAGUAUAUGGAUGAUGGUGGAAUAUAUGGAUGAUGUUUAUUAAUAAAUCUUUUCUUUUAUAAAAUCAA